This is a messenger RNA of Guillardia theta CCMP2712, 612 nucleotides long. RefSeq lists its product as hypothetical. NCBI's taxonomy places the organism in Eukaryota, Cryptophyceae, Pyrenomonadales, Geminigeraceae. The record is from RefSeq and is a predicted model, not a curated record. The coding region runs from base 1 to 612 and encodes 203 amino acids. The transcript has 2 exons.
AUGGUCCGGCCCUCUGCCUCCCCCGCCUCCAAGGCCGUCGCCCUCGCCUUCGCCCAAGCGGUCUCCCGAGCCGUCCCUGCCUCCCUCAGCCACCUCUUCAUCCCCCGCAAGGGCCGCCUCUCCCUCUACGACGCCCUCCGCGACUGCAUCCCGGCCGCCGCCCGUAGCGCGGAGCAGACGUUCGGGGGGUACGGGGUGAGGGAGGUGGAGUUCAACAAGGUCCUCGAGCACAACGGCUUCACCAAGAUCCGCGACCGCUGCAUCCUUCCCGACGAUGUCGAGGCGACGGACUUCUCGAGGAGCAGCAGCGCGCGCUACUUCUUCUCCAACCGCCGCUGGAGGAACCCCGACGACCCCCACGAGCUCCAGGAGCUCCGGCAGGCCUGGCUCAAGCUCCGCCAGCUCGCGUGCAGGCUCGGGGCGGACGUGAGCCUGGAGGCGCUGGAGCAGUGCUGCCGGGAGAGGUACGGGGCGUGGGCGGAGAUGACGGUGAACUGGGAGCAAGGCGCCGCGUCGGGUGUACCGGAAGGCGAGGACGGGGAGGAAGGGAGGGAGGGGCAAGGGGCAGGAGGGGAGAGGGAAGGAGAGGAUGGAGGUGGAGACCGGAGCUGA